UUUGCUGUCAUCAGUAUCUCUGCAGUUCCUAAUGCUUAUUUUUCGUUUAAUUACACCCAGAGAAAAAUAACGCCGUUCUUUUGUUGUUAAAUGUUUCUUCUAUUUGCUAAUACAUCAAAUUUCGUGUGUUCGAAAAGUUUAAAAAUAAAAUAACAUAUUAUUUGCAAUUGAAUAAUAUUAAUAACGCGCACUAGUCUUGGCAGAGCAGCUACUGGUAAACAUUACAAAUGAACCAGCAUUGUGCGUGAUGUAACGCACAAUAAUUUGAGAAACCGAUAUAUGAAUGGAUCGUGCAAAGGAGACCCGCAUCAAAUAUGCUGCCUUGGCGGGCGGGAUGACUGGCUGUAUCACGCGUUGUAUCUGUCAGCCCUUGGAUGUUCUCAAAAUUCGUCUGCAGCUUCAGGUGGAACCGAUUAGUACUCACUCGCAAAUUUCUAAAUAUCGGUCGAUCGUUCAAACUGUAUCUUGCAUAUACAAGGAGGAAGGCUUAUUGGCCUUUUGGAAGGGACAUAAUCCAGCACAGGUACUUUCCCUUGUCUACGGUGUGGCACAAUUUUCAUUCUAUGCGAGAUUGAACGUUGUUCUACGUGACAUCACCUUGCUCGAAAGCCACGAUCGAGCAAGAAAUUUUAUUUGUGGCGCCUGUAGUGGAUCUUUCGCCGCUUUUCUUAUAAUGCCACUGGAUGUGAUACGAACCAGGCUAGUAUCUCAAGACCCUGGGAAGGGCUAUAGAAACACGUUUCAAGCAGUUAAAAUGAUAUACCAAAUAGAAGGUGUCCGUGGAUUGUAUCGUGGUUUAGGGCCAGCAAUGCUACAAAUAGCUCCUCUCACGGGAGGACAGUUCAUGUUCUACAACUUGUUCGGCACUUUCGUCAAACGUUUAGAGCAUCUUCCCGAAAAUGCUGUUUUACCACCAACAGAACUGUUCGUGUGCGGAGGAUUAGCAGGAUUGUGCACAAAACUUCUAGUUUAUCCUUUGGACUUAGUUAAAAAGCGCCUUCAGAUACAAGGCUUUGCCAGAAAUCGACAGACCUUUGGACAACAUUUUAUUGCGAAUCAUAUGCUGCAAUGCCUUUAUGAAGUAGCCCAGUACGAAGGCCUCCGAGGUUUUUAUAAAGGUCUAAGUCCGUCUCUUUUGAAAGCCGGGUUUACAUCUGCAUUUUAUUUUGCCAUCUAUGAUCAGUUGCUGUCGGUGUUCAACAAGGGUUUCAGUAAGACAGCAUAGUAAAACAGGAAUAUUUGGGCCUUUCUACCUACAAGCUACCUAGCCUUAAUAAUUAUUUUAAUCUAAAAAUAAAGAGAGUUUGUAUUUACAUCUAAA
Molecule: messenger RNA, 1321 nt
Organism: Wyeomyia smithii (pitcher-plant mosquito)
Lineage: Eukaryota; Metazoa; Arthropoda; Insecta; Diptera; Culicidae
Product: mitochondrial thiamine pyrophosphate carrier-like
Exons: 1
Coding region: 284-1225 (313 amino acids)
Biological process (GO): thiamine pyrophosphate transmembrane transport
Cellular component (GO): mitochondrial inner membrane
Molecular function (GO): thiamine transmembrane transporter activity
Source: RefSeq, a predicted model, not a curated record